CAGGAGUAGCUCUCAAUCCUACAGCAGUAUUUAACACCAAUCUCUAAGCAUACAACGAUACCUAAAGGUAAUAGUCUGUAUACUAUAGACUGUUAGCGGUUUCUAGAUACAUUUGUGGAGUAACGUACGCUAGAAGGUGGAUGCUAAAACACCAUACUAGUAUAACGCGUGACGGUUUUGCCGGCUAGGCAACCACGAGCUAUGCUCGAGCUCUAUUUAGCGAAUAGGGAGAACGUCUAUUACUCUGAUUUGCAUAACACCUUUAAUGUUCUUCGGCCACGCUAUUCCUGCCCUUCCUAACCCUACCAUAUUCCCUAAUAUUACCAUAUUCCAUCAUCCCCAGCACUCUCAGAAUGAACCGUCCUGAGGAUCAGGACGGCUCUAAGCCUCUUACCGAGCAAGAUGUUCGUUUGCUUCGCCGAUACGGAAAGCUCCCAGCAAGGGAGGAUCUGCUUGAUCACCAACUUGAGAGACGCAAAUACUUCGAUUCGGGCGAUUUUUUUCUUUCGCAUGCGCAAAAAGGAUCUGACAUUGGUCGGAUACAAACCGGCACAGAGCACCCUCUUCGCAAGGACAUAUACCAUCCUUCAUCUCCUGUUCCCGCUACCAGCAAUAUUAAGGAUGAUCCUGGUGAGCAAGAGAAAGAUAUAAAUGAGGGACACAAAGUCAAAGAAGCUAGCCACCUCCACCAACAGAUGACUACCGAAAAAAGCAAAAAUACACAAUAG
This is a messenger RNA of Bipolaris sorokiniana ND90Pr, 728 nucleotides long. RefSeq lists its product as uncharacterized. The transcript has 3 exons. The record is from RefSeq and is a predicted model, not a curated record. NCBI's taxonomy places the organism in Eukaryota, Fungi, Ascomycota, Dothideomycetes, Pleosporales, Pleosporaceae. Bases 354 to 728 code for a protein of 124 amino acids.